GAGGGAGGGAUCACAGGAAUGCACGGUUCGCCACUGAGAGGGCAUUCUUGAGCCGGACACGCUCUGGAAAGGAUCUCCUGGAGGAUCACAAACCUGUUUCGGGUGGAUUUGCGUUUAAUCUGUUGGUAGUGAAGGAACUCAAAGCCUAAUGUUUACUCUGUUUGGAGGAUUUUACUGGAUACCGAUUCAGUCUCUGGAAAGGAUUGGUUCAGGAUUGAACAUCAUACGUGCUCUGACAUUCAAAGUGUAGAAGAAAAACACUUUGUCAGAGCUCCUAGAUUUUGGAAGGACCGAUCUUUUUCUUUUAUACAUGCCACAAAGCAACUUUUUAUCACUCCAACUGUAUUCUAAAAAGCAUUGGAUAGUUGAAAAAUACAUUUGGAUUAAACUGAGAAGGACCAGAGAGAUUAUCGUCCUUCUCGUCUCAUCUUUUCAUUGGCAUUUUGGGUUGCUCUGACAAACAGAGACAUUCCCUCCUCCAAAUGAAGGUCCUGCUGAUGUUGCUAAUACCACAAAUGCGUGAUCAGAAAACAGCAGGAAGAAAGCCACAAGGAGAUAUUUAAGAACCCUGAGAAAGACUGAAGUAAAACAUCUUUCAGCUUCCAAAGCAGUUUAUACAUACUCUUGUGCACUUUGAGUGUAUCAGCACAAGUUGAAGAGGAGCGUUAUAAUCAUCCCGUUCUCCAAACACCUCAAUAUGUUUGCCCCAACGACAGCCCUGCCUCCUCCUCCUCCCCUCUUAACAGGAAGCGCUCUGCCAGUGCCCAGUGCACCAUCCACAGGUCCCUACACAGACCACGACCUGCUGCGACAGGAGUUAAACUCUCGGUUCCUGGCCUCCCAGACUGUUGAUCGAGGAGGAGGACUAGCUUCCCAGGCCUACCUGCGCACUGAGUUCCACCAGCACCAGCACACACACCAACACACACAUCAGCACACCUUCACUCCGUUCCCCAACUCCAUCAUGCCCAGCCCAUCAGCACCACUGGUGCGUACCCCUGCCAGACAAUUUGACAAAUACCCUGCUAAAAUGGACACCUUUCAUAGACACAAUUUGGUCCCGUCGUAUCCGUCAGUAAUGACUGGAAUACCUCCUAUGGUUCCACCUGCUGGACCAUUCAGCUCUCUCCAGGGAGCUUUUCAGCCCAAGGCUUCCAACGCGCUAGAUGUGGUCUCAAGACCAGGAUCAGUGCCACACCAACUUCUACAGAGGGACUCCAGACUUCUAGACCCCAUGUGUCCUAAACCAAAGAAAUCUGGGAAGUGGUGUGCAAUGCAUGUCCACAUUGCAUGGCAGGUUUACCAUCACCAACAAAAAAUUAAGAAGCAGAUGCAGAUUGAGCCACAUAAAUUAGACUUUGGAUUUAAGCCUGAUUUUUUUAAUCGAUCGUCUGGCUCGAGCCUCAUGGGAUUGCAGCCACGUGAUUUACCCCGCCCCUCCACAAUCCUCUCUAAUGCAGGUCCCAAACAACCUUCCGUUUCACCCUUUGGAUCCUUGCCGCACACCCCAAACAAUCUCCACAGUCUAGUCCCCCAUCAUGAGUCUCUUAAUAAGCCACUCACCUUUGGAGGCCUAAGUACAUUGAGUUCAUCUGCCUUUGGAGGGCUUGGAAACCCAUCAAUAACACCAAAUCCAACGCAUGGUACUAAAGAUGGAAAAAUGGUGUCAACUUCAAGUGGACCACUGGAGCCCUGGAACAGACUGCACCAGACACCUUCAUCCUUCCCAACACCCCCUCUAUGUCAAAGGCCAUCUGAACCUGAAAGAGCUCCCUCUGUACCAGACAGAACAGCGAUUAAAAAAGACUCCAUAAUCAACAAAGAUGAUCAGGAAAGGGAGCCAAAAGAGAAAUCAAAUGGAAGGCAUUUGUCCCCCAUCGGAAACAGCACACUUGACGACAAACCAUCAACAGAGUCCUUCAUAGGUUCCUCUCCAGAUGAUUCCAAGGAAGAGGAGCGCGUGAGAGAGAAAACACAAGCCCAGGAGCAGAAUGAGGAGCAGAAACACAAAGAGAUCCAAAGUGACAAAAGAGAAGAGGAUGUCAAGAGUGAGCAGCAGCCCGCUGAGGACAAGCAAGCAGUAAAGGAGAGAUCAUCACCCAAACAACAGAGAGAGGAUCUCAAGCGGUCAAAUAGUGAUAGCCAACCCUGGGAGCCAGCUGAGAAGAAAAUUAGAGUUGAGUAUGAACCCCCUUAUUCCAAGAACAGCAAGGUGAGGGUCAAGGAGGAGAAGAGAGACGACCAGGACCACUGGGCUUCAAUUCAGCAGAAGGUCUUGGAAAAACCAUGGCAGGGUCCCAGAGCCCUUGCUUUAAACCUUUCACCUCUUUCUACUCAUCAUUUGCCAAUAGGAAUACCAGCUGGCCACCCUGGUCUCGACAGGGCUAGGCUGAUCUCACCUUUUCUUGGAAUGAGUCCAUUACCUGGAGCCGAAAAGCUUCCCUACUCGCCUCAACAUUGGGAAUCCAUGCGUAAUGUUUAUCGGGGGUUAGACCUUCCUCGUAGGGACUCUUUGGGCAAGGACAUCUUAAUGAGAAAUGACCACCUGCAACGCACCAUGAUGGGGCACCCUGCUUACCCACGAGAUCCGUUUCUGCAGUCCAUGGCCCUGGAGCAAAGGAGUCAGCUGGAGGAGCGUCACCGCCUGACCCUCCUGAGAGAGGAGAGCGAGCGGGGUCGCCUACUGGCCAUGCACCAUGCCCCACUGGACCCUCACUUGCCGCAUCAAGGACUCCUUACGGCAUCUUACCCCAGCGCAGGGCUCCCACAUUACAACUCGCUCAGUAGGACUCUACCUGCUGCCUAUUGUCACACCCAACCACACCCACUUUUCCCAAUGCUGCUGGCAAGAUCAGGGUCUCCUAGACGAAUGACCCCUAUUAUGGAUAGAACUGUUUUGCAUCCACACAGAGACACUGAUACUCGGUAAGCUGGACUGCAUCAGGAACUGACAGACUCGUGUAUAUCAAGCACUUGAUGUGAAAAAGUUUAGUCAUGAAAUGUACAGUGGUGGAAAGUUAUGAAAUGAAAUUUUUUUGUCAAAGAAAAUAUUAAAAUAAUUUUUUUUUGA
This is a messenger RNA of Pimephales promelas (fathead minnow), 3070 nucleotides long. RefSeq names its product activator of transcription and developmental regulator AUTS2 b (gene auts2b). The record is from RefSeq and is a predicted model, not a curated record. NCBI's taxonomy places the organism in Eukaryota, Metazoa, Chordata, Actinopteri, Cypriniformes, Leuciscidae.